This is a messenger RNA of Miscanthus lutarioriparius, 1185 nucleotides long. Lineage: Eukaryota; Viridiplantae; Streptophyta; Magnoliopsida; Poales; Poaceae. The record is from the annotation of a GenBank genome assembly.
AUGGACCGCCGCGUCGAGGCGAGCCACCGUGGCCAGAGCUCCUACCGCGGACGCGGCUGGCGAGGACGCGGACGCGGCGGCGGCCGGCCCUCCCCAUCACCACCUUCCUCCACCGCCUCCCCUGCGGCGCUCAACCCCACCCCAACCCCGGCCGUUCCUGUCGACGACGCAGCGCCGAUCAUGGGCACCUGCCCUGACAUGUGCCCAGCGAGGGAACGAGCGCAGAGAGAGCGGCUGAGGGACCUGGCCGUGCUUGAGCGGGUGGGCGGCGACCCCACGCGCACGUCUCCUUCCCUCGCCGUCAAGAAGUUUUGCAGAACUAUAUCUUCCACUAAUGUACUGCCGUCAGAUAUACGUCCACUGCCGGUUUUACAAGAAACAAUGGAUUAUCUUUUGCAUUUACUGGAUUCUUCAGAGCAUCCAUUUGAGACAAUACAUGAUUUCAUCUUUGAUAGGACAAGAUCUAUAAGACAAGACUUAAGUAUGCAGAAUAUAGUGAAUGAUCAAGCAGUUCAAAUAUAUGAGGAUGUGGUAACAUUUCAUAUCAGGUCCCAUCAAAGACUUUCCACGUCUUGCCAGGUUUCAGAUGCAUCUUCCCUGUGUUACCUAAACAUGGAGCAGCUAACAAAAUGCCUGCUUUCUCUGUAUGAUAUGUAUCAUGUACUUCAUAAGCGUGAUUCACACAGCAAAAAGGAGGCCGAGUAUUAUUCCUUCUAUGUGCUUCUACAUUUGGGCUGCAAAAUACACAAAAUGAUAGAUUCACUCUCUUUGUGGUAUGGUCAAUUGGCUAGUCCAGUCAGACGGUCGAAGGAAAUGAUAUUUGCUAGAACUUUGUUAAGAUGCUAUCGCCUAGGAAACUUCAAGCGUUUCUUUUGCAUGGUAGCAGCUGAAGCCACCGAUCGUCAGUUGCGCCUUGUAGAACCUUUUCUCAAUGAGGUCCGAGCUAGGGCCUUGAUGUACUUCAACCAUAGUGGCUACAAACUCCAACACCACCCUUUGGAACAUGUAUCAGGAAUCCUGAUGAUCGAGGAAUCGGAACUGGAAUCUCUUUGUGGAAUAUGCGGACUUGAAAUCAGCAAGAGCGAAGGUAUGAAAGCUUUUGUGCCUAAACAAACAAGCUUCACCCUACCGACAUUCAUGCCCCAAAGUAAUGGCAUUUACAUCUCAAGGGAGGUUGAAAGAUGA